This is a messenger RNA of Linnemannia hyalina, 420 nucleotides long. The record is from the annotation of a GenBank genome assembly. Lineage: Eukaryota; Fungi; Mortierellomycota; Mortierellomycetes; Mortierellales; Mortierellaceae.
AUGUCCCGCUUCCUCGCCAUCUCCCGCCCUCUCGCUGCUACCACUCGCGUCCAGGUCGCCCGUUCGGCCCUCGCCUCCCGCACCGCUGUCCAGAUCCGCUGCUACUCAGAGCACCACGAGGAGUCAUUCGAGGACUACACAGCCCGUUUCGUCAAGUUCUUUGACAACGUCGACGAUCUCUUUGAGCUCCAGCGUGGUCUCAACAACGCCUUUGGUUACGAUCUCGUCCCUUCGGCUUCCGUCAUCGAGUCCGCCCUCAAGGCUGCCCGUCGCGUCAACGAUUACCCUACUGCCAUCCGUAUCUUUGAGGGUUUGAAGGCCAAGGCUAACAACGAUGCCAUCUACAAGCAGUACCUUGAGGAGCUUGCCCCUCUCAGGGCUGAACUGGGUGUUGAGACCAAGGAGGAGCUUGGCCUUUAA